Molecule: messenger RNA, 309 nt
Organism: Cyanidioschyzon merolae strain 10D
Lineage: Eukaryota; Rhodophyta; Bangiophyceae; Cyanidiales; Cyanidiaceae
Product: U6 snRNA-associated Sm-like protein LSm3
Exons: 1
Coding region: 1-309 (102 amino acids)
Biological process (GO): mRNA splicing, via spliceosome; P-body assembly
Cellular component (GO): Lsm1-7-Pat1 complex; U4/U6 x U5 tri-snRNP complex; U6 snRNP
Molecular function (GO): RNA binding
Source: RefSeq, a predicted model, not a curated record
AUGUCGUUCACUGUCGGAAAAGGGCAAUUAGAGGAGCCCGUGGAGCUGCUUCGGAUAGCCCUUGACGAAAGGGUGUUCGUUAAACUGAAAGGUGAUCGAGAACUCGUUGGGACUCUACACGCGUACGAUCAGCACCUGAACCUUAUUAUAAGCGAUGCCGAGGAAACGCUACAAAAAGCUGAACUUGAUGAGGAGACUUACGAGCAGAUCGUGAGACAGGAGAGACGCAAGCUUCAGCUGGUUUACGUCCGCGGCGACACGGUAUUUCUCGUGAGUCCGCUUUUGCGUCAUACAGGAACCUUCCUGUGA